GUCGACGGAAACAUCUCCUUCUACUGAAAGCGCAUCGCCGAAAAUCCUGAAAUAAAUUCAGGAAUAAUGCAAGCACCAGGAUUUGAAUCUGGGUUGGGAUACCACUAUCCACCUAACGUGUCGAUCUGAUUUUAACAGGUGCAGCUUCAGUCUGGCGAGUCCUCCUCCCCGUCCCUCUCCGAGCACUGCGGCCAUGGCCGCCGCCGCCGAGGUCGGGCCGAUGAUGGCGACGGUUGCCCUGGAGUGCGGCGGCGACAUCUCGGCGUCCCAGGAGGACACCCUCGCCAACUCCUCCUUCCUCGGCGCCGGCAACGCCCCCUCCGCCUCGCAGGCGCGGGGGGCCGAGGACGACGACGAGGAGGUCUUCGCCACCCCUCCCGAGCUCCCCCAACAAGACCCCAUCACCAUGUGCAGCCUCCCCUUCACCCCCAGUCCCGCUCAGCCCCAGUCGCCCUCGCCACCUCCCUCCGACGACGACGACGCCGCCAAACCUCGCCGGAAGCCUAGGGUUUGCACCAGGAAGGUCAGGGGCGCCAAGUUCAGCACCCCAGCCCCGACCCCGAGCCCCAAGCAGCAGCAGCAGCCAGAGCAACCGCCCCGUGCCGUCGUCGAUCCUCUCUACAGGGCGAUGCUCAUGAUCCCCACCGCCACCGCCGCCGCCGCCACCACCAGCAAGCACGAUCCCUUGGAGGACUUCCUCGCGCUCGCCCGCCAGCGCGGCAUCUUCUAGCCACCCACCCAUAUCCAUGGCCGCCAGUGCAGUGCAGGGCAGGGGUGCAUCCUCCUCCACUUGGACCUGCAAGCAAUGUUGCCGAACCUGAUUGGCACCGUCUCUCAUUCAGUGAUGUUAUCAAAUGAACAAAGCCUGGUAGCGCCUUUUCCAUGAUUGAUAGGUAGAUAACCGUGAGAAUUUUGCCGAUGGUAGUAGUUAUCAGUUAGGGAAUUUCAGUCAUGCUGUCAGUGUUUCUUAUGCUUCGCCGUUCUGGGUGUUCAGUGCUGUGGCCAAGCACCAGGAUUCAGUCAUGAGUCAUGACUACGAAGAUAUAUGUAGUUAGAUAGGUUACAGCAAUGCAACACUUCCUAUGUCUCCUUCCUUCACCAUUUUGCCACUCCAGUGCUUGUGAUGUGUGCUGGUUCUCUACUCGCAACUCUGCACCUAGAAAUAUGAGCCUGUUUCAGUUUUCUAUGAA
Messenger RNA from Triticum aestivum (bread wheat), 1190 nucleotides. Its product is annotated as predicted GPI-anchored protein 58. The coding region runs from base 194 to 730 and encodes 178 amino acids. Lineage: Eukaryota; Viridiplantae; Streptophyta; Magnoliopsida; Poales; Poaceae. The record is from RefSeq and is a predicted model, not a curated record. The transcript has 2 exons.